CUGCAGCCGUGUAAUCGUAAUAAUCGAAGUACCAUCUGUAUAAGUUUGUAUUUUUGUGUCAUAAGGUUGUUUAUGAAGAGUUGUGGAUACAAUAAAAAUUUAAAUUAUUCAGUAUGCCAAUUUUAGAUAAACGUAAAGGGGAUGAUAUUUUAGCAUUAGUUCCUGCUUCAAAAAGGACUAAAAAUGAAGUGGUCUUUAGUAGCAGAGAAAAAGCAGUUGUACAGAAUGGACCACCAAGAACAUCUAACUUAUUUGCACCAAUUAUGCUCCUUGAGGGCCACCAAGGAGAUAUAUUUUCUCUUGAGUUUCAUCCUGAGGGUCAAUAUCUUGCUUCUACAGGCUUUGAUAGACAAAUUUUUAUUUGGAACGUAUAUGGUGAAUGUGAAAAUAUUUCUGUAAUGACUGGACACAGUGGAGCAAUCAUGGAAUUACAUUUUAGUCCUGAUGGUAAUCAUUUAUACACAGCUAGUACAGAUAUGACACUAGGUCUAUGGGAUAUAGUGGCUGGAACUAGGAUUAAAAAACUGAAAGGUCAUACCUCCUUUGUAAACUCUGUUUCUGGAGCAAGGAGAGGUCUUACACAACUUUGUUCAGGUAGUGAUGAUAGUACUAUACGUGUUUGGGAUCCUAGGAAAAGAGGACAGUGUUACACACUAAACAAUACAUAUCAGGUCACUGCUGUAACAUUUAAUGACACAGCAGAACAAGUUAUAAGUGGUGGAAUAGAUAAUGAUAUAAAAGUCUGGGAUUUAAGGAAAAACUCUAUUCUUUAUAAGCUUAAGGGACAUUCUGAUACCAUAACUGGAUUAAGUCUUAGUCCAGAUGGUUCCUACAUACUUUCUAAUGCUAUGGAUAACACAUUAAGAAUUUGGGAUGUAAGGCCGUUUGCUCCUUACGAACGUUGUGUUAAAAUUCUUUCUGGACAUCAACAUAAUUUUGAAAAGAAUCUUUUGAGGUGUGCAUGGUCACCAGAUGGUAGUAAAGUAUCAUCUGGAUCAUCAGAUAGGUUUCAUUAUGUUUGGGAUACUACAAGUCGUAGGAUAUUGUAUAAAUUACCCGGUCAUAAUGGUUCUGUAAACGAUAUCGAUUUUCAUCCAAAGGAACCAAUUGUUUGCUCUGGAUCUAGUGAUAAACAAAUAUAUUUAGGAGAAAUUGAAACGACACAGUAAAACGACACAUUCAUUAAUUUUUAUACUUAAGGACUUGUUGAAAACAAAAUAGUUCAAUAUAAAAUUUAAUUAAGUAAAAAAUCCUAAA
This is a messenger RNA of Osmia lignaria (orchard mason bee), 1257 nucleotides long. Its product is annotated as U5 small nuclear ribonucleoprotein 40 kDa protein. The record is from RefSeq and is a predicted model, not a curated record. NCBI's taxonomy places the organism in Eukaryota, Metazoa, Arthropoda, Insecta, Hymenoptera, Megachilidae. Gene Ontology annotation, cellular component: catalytic step 2 spliceosome. Gene Ontology annotation, molecular function: protein binding; RNA binding.